Molecule: messenger RNA, 2025 nt
Organism: Dictyostelium purpureum
Lineage: Eukaryota; Evosea; Eumycetozoa; Dictyosteliales; Dictyosteliaceae
Exons: 3
Coding region: 172-2025 (617 amino acids)
Cellular component (GO): membrane
Molecular function (GO): alpha-(1->3)-fucosyltransferase activity
Source: RefSeq, a predicted model, not a curated record
ACAAAUAAUUAUAAUAGUAAUAAUAACUAAUAUAGUAAUAUUAUUUUUAAUUUUUAAAAAAAUUAAAUUUUAUAGUGUUUUUUUCAAAUAAUUAUUUUUUAUAAUAAUAAAAUUAUUAAUAAAACUUUUAUAAAAAUAAUUUGUAAUAAAAUUAGAAAUAAAAUUAAAUAAAUGAUAAAUAAAAUCAAAUUCUUAUUAUUAUCAAUAAUUAUAUUAUUAUUUGAAAAUGAAAUUAUAAAUUAUGUUAACACUACAACAACAGGAUCAUAUACAACAAAUACAACAAAUACAACAAAAACAACAAAAAAAGCAGAAGAAACCAAAAAUAUAAGUGUUUUAUUAUGGAGUGGAUUUUCAUGGGCUGGAUAUGGAACACAGGAUUUCACAUUACCAAAUUAUUUAGGUCAACAUGUAAAAAAGAAGAAAUGCCCAGUUAAUUGUUUAUAUAGAAAUGAUAGAAUUUUUCAAUCAGAAGUUGAUGCUAUUUUAUUUGAAGGUCAACCAUUUGCAAGUUGGUCAUAUACAUUUUUAAAAGAUCCACCUUAUUUCCCACAAAAAGAGAUUGGUCAAUUGUUUAUCAAUUUUGGCUAUGAACACGAAAAGUAUUUUCCCUUAGUUGGCCACAAUGGGUAUCUUAGACAUAUGGAUAUAAACAAUACAUUUAGACACAGCGAUCAAGUACAAUCAACUUUUGCUUGCAGUUGGGGUAGUGGUGAGGGUGGAAAUAUCAGUAAUUUCUUACGUGAGCCUGUACCAUUCAAAAAGAAAAACAAACUAGUUGGUUUUAUGUCUACAAAUUGUAAUAGUGGAGGUGCCAUUUACCGUACCUGUUAUAUCAUUGAUAUGAUGAAGCAUAUGCAAGUAGAUGCUUUGGGCAGUUGUUUACAUAAUAGGGACUUGGAUUCUAAAGAUUUCCCACACGAAGUAUUUGCUGAUCUUGGUGACUCUUUAAAAAUUAAAGAAAAGGUUUUAUCAACUUACAAAUUUUCAUUGGCGUUUGAAAAUAACAAUAUUACAGAUUAUGUAACAGAAAAAGUAUACACAUCAUUAUUGAGUGGAAGUAUACCUAUUUAUAUGGGAUCACCAAAUAUAGAUGAAUGGGUACCAGAGAAGAGUAUUAUCAAGACUGAUGAUUUCAAAUCUCCAAAGGAUUUAGCUGACUAUUUAAAGUUUUUGGCAGACAAUGAAACAGCAUAUAACGAAUAUUUCAACUGGAAAAAGAAACCAUUACCCAAAUCAUUCAUUGAAAAAUAUGAACGUUGUAUGUUUUAUGACUCAGAUUGCAGAGUUUGUAUGGAGGUAAACAAGCAACUUUCAAAAUUAGAUGUAUAUGGUUUUAGAGAAAGGUUUGGUGAACCAACCUCAGUCUUUAGACAAAAAAAAAUAUUAAGUUUAAAUAGUGGAUCAUGUAUCAAAAUCGCACAAAAGAAUGUUCCUUCAAUAAAUGGUAGAUUUACAGUAUUAUUUUGGUUACAAAUUAAUGAUGAUGUUUUGGAAGAAAAAAAAUUGAUUUCAUUUGGAGGAAAAAAGAUCGAAAUUUCAAUAACACCAAUUUGGAAGAGAUUCUAUUUGAAGGUAUGUAUAUCUGAUAAAUGCUCGUUCAGUGAAUCACCAAUUUUAGUUAGCCAAUGGAAGCAUAUCGGUAUUACAGUUGGAAAAGAAAGCAGUGCCAAUAGCCACACAUCAUCAAUUAAAUUUUAUUUCGAUGGAGAACUAGAUUCGUCUAUGGUAACAGUUGUAGAUGCUGAUGGCCUAGACACAUCACCAAUGGAGAUCGGAUGCAACACUCAAUUAAACUGGUCCCUAGAUGAUUUAACUCUUUGGCGUACAGAUUUAGAUAAUAAUGAGGUAGCCCUAUCCAAAUUUAAAAAAUAUAGGGGUGAUGAACCAAAUCUUUUCUUUUAUGCUACUUUUAAUGGUGCUGAUAUUAGAGACUACUCAAUAAACAAAGAAUCUACAUUUGUGGAGCAAUCAAAUGCAUAUCUAAUAGAUUACACCGAUAAGAAAUUAAUAUUAAAGGUAUAA